Somion occarium is the source of this 2774-nucleotide messenger RNA. Lineage: Eukaryota; Fungi; Basidiomycota; Agaricomycetes; Polyporales; Cerrenaceae. The record is from the annotation of a GenBank genome assembly.
ACCUCCAACUUUUGACCACUUCCGUUCGGAACACUGCACGUAAACUGCUCAUGAUUCUCCACUUCCUUCCCUAUUCUGGCUCUCUCGCCUUUACUUGAAUUCCCUUCGACUGGGACCUCAACAACGUUAUUUCAACCAUGUCAGAAGCUCCGCAUGAGCAACAGCCUUUGUUGCAGCAAGAUACAGACACCACAGAUGUCUAUCCUAUGAUCCAAAUGAUUCGUUAUGAUGUCAUUGAGUACAUUGAUACCCCCUUGUCAUACGAGACGUUGUUAUUGCCAGAUGUAACGUAUACUGUCGUACGGCCUCUUGAAGAGAAAUACGUGCCUCUUCAACGCAGAGGCAACCUAUCAGUUGUCUUCUGCUUCCUACUUAAUCGCGCGUACUUUCUCAGAGACCGGAACCUCGCGACAUCUUCGCUCUCGCGUUCAAGGGCAGCACUAUGUGAAUUAGUUGCCACCAAGGUGCUGAAGGAACACGCGUACAACAUGCUGGAGCUCGCCCUAGUCCUCACGACAAGCUGGCCAGUAUACUCGGGCGCAGAUCCUGCGCUUUUGCAACGUAUACGAGAAGAAAGAGAAGACGUGGAAGAAAGAGUGGGCAAUGCUAUCGAGAUUGCUAUCAUUACCCAAGCCAAGCGAUUCAUUAAAAGCCCUGCAUGUCAAAAGGUCAUCGACGGGAUCUGGAGCGGGAAGAUCGUCUACCAGGCUGAGAGCAGUCGUUCUAUUCUUUCCGACACCUACAAACGCAACCCAAUUCACUUCUAUGACCCCCACAAAGCUCCCCUGUUGGAUCACUAUCGACUGAAAGUACCAGCCAUCCGUUCAGUGUUGGAAUACUCUAAUUUUGUAAUACUUUUCAUCUUAUUUGUUGUGGCCCUGGAGUUCAACGAGCGCGAUCGGGUGAAUGUAGCAGAAGCGAUUUUCAUGGUCUAUGCCCUGGGUUUCACCUUGGAGAAGGUGGCGGCCAUGCAGGAGCAUGGCAUCAAAGUGUAUUUCAAGGGCACAUGGAAUGGCUUUGAUCUGGCAUUUGUUACUUUGUAUUGCACAUACGCCCUCAUGAGGAUCUACGGUGUCCAUUAUCACAAACUGUGGAUGAGCGAUGCAGGCAUCGAUAUUCUUGCGGUCAUUGCAGUUCUUAUGUUUCCUCGACUAGCGUUUGUUACCCUGAAGAACAACCUAAUGGUCCUUUCACUGCGGGCGAUGAUUACGCAGUUCGUUGUACUGAUGCUCAUUGCCACAUUCUGUUUUGGUGGCUUCUUGUACGCACUCUGGACCCUUAGUCGCAAUGGCCCUGGAUACUCCUCGGGGACUAUCGCUUGGUGGAUGCUGGAUCUUUGGUUCGGUCUGGAUUCGAGUGGAUUCGAAAAUGCAUCGAGGUUUCAUCCGAUAUUCGGCCCAGUUAUGAUGAUUACAUACGCUUGCCUCAGUAACACUCUGCUGCUCACUGUCCUCGUCUCCAUCCUUUCACAUACCUUCUCCACCAUCAGCGAUGACGCCGCUGCAGAGGCCAUGUUUCGACGAGCAGUAUCAACCAUUGAAGGAGUCAAGGCCGACUCCCUUUUUUCCUAUCAACCCCCUAUAAACCUGAUUGCACUUUGCAUCAUGUUGCCCGCUAGUUAUAUUCUAAGCCCUCGCUGGUUCCAUAAGGUCAACGUCUUCAUGAUUAGAGUGACUAGCUUCCCGAUACUGCUCCUCAUCGCAGGGUAUGAACGACAAGCGAAGCGGACUGGAGCAAUAACCUUUUACGACACCAUCACUGCCGCGGCUGAGAAAGUUCUUGACACUCUCCCAAGGUCUCUGAAACGGAUGACUUUGUUUGAAGGUCUCAUGGCCGGAUCUGACGCGGAAAUCGACGCGAUUUUCGAGUUGGAAGAUGAGUUCGAGCAGGAGAGUGCCUUAGAUACUCACUUUGACGCGGGUCCCGUUCCACCUGUCGACAUGCAUGCUCGACAGCGUCGUCAAUCCACGGUAUCUAAACGUCACGUUUCUGGAUCCAGUACACGUAGUCAGGCCAUUCAACCCGACCAACCUUCACCUUCCUCCUCUCCCAGAAAAGCCGAGACCUCGAAUCUUCCUAAUGUCCCUAUCGCACGAGCACGCCUUAAUUCCCUCGUCACUAAUGGCGUGGAAAGUCUUCAACAUUCUAUAAGUCCGUUGAGGCAGGCUUUAGCGUUCCCAUCCCUCAUGGCCGACACACAACCCUUGUCUCCACUAGCACAGGAUGCAGGAGAAGGUGUUCAGACAGGCCCUGCUGUCAGUUAUGGCCCUGCAACACGUCGACGAUUAUCCUCCAUGGUUCAUCAACGUUCAACAUCGAUAUCUGGUGGUCACCAGGGUGCGUUAGGCGUAUCUGCGGGGGAACCCACUUCACCUCCGGGAAGGCGCGUUCCUUUGCCUACCAGUGGUCCAACCAGACCGUCGCUGGUUCACCAGACUUUGGCCGAAAGUCCCGAUGAGCAGCGUGAACAAUAUACAUCGCCCGAACCUGUGCCAGCCAGACGAGCGGAGGGUGACGAUCCACUACUAUUGACCAGGUUGGAUCGCAUGGAGGACAGGCAGAGACGGAUGGAGGAUCUGUUAGUGAGGCUGAUGCACAAGUUUGAGCGAUAGCUCUCAUGACUUUGGUAUUUAUUUUAAUUUUUGGAAGGAAUGACGCUGUCCUCCGGAUGGAUCGAUUCAUGUAUCAUUACUGUAGCAUUGCAUUAGAUAUCUAUGAUAAUCCCAGUAUGUAAUGCCAUAUCGGAAAGCAGUAUUAAGCAGAUCGGGGUAUCU